Molecule: messenger RNA, 5043 nt
Organism: Helicoverpa zea (corn earworm)
Lineage: Eukaryota; Metazoa; Arthropoda; Insecta; Lepidoptera; Noctuidae
Exons: 7
Coding region: 164-1084 (306 amino acids)
Molecular function (GO): protein binding
Source: RefSeq, a predicted model, not a curated record
GUGAAGACGUUUGUUGUGAGAUUUGUUUCCUAUUAUUUCGCCUUCCGUCGUUUAAUUAAUUCUGUGUGAUGUAAAAUAAAUAGAUAGGAAACAAAUCUUUUUUACUUUACCAAAAGUAGCGCUCGAGAUUUUUUUCUAAGUGUCUAGAUGUAGUUUUAGUAGAAUGUUUUUCGAGCGUAUAUUGUUGUCUGUGUUCUGCCUUGGAAUAAAAGCCUUCCCCCUGGCCUCAGCCGAGGAGGUGGAGAUCAGGGAUGUAGCUGCAGACAAGGGUACUAAUGUGACCAUACCUUGUGGCAGUCUGGACAUUGUACCACUGCCCAAUGUGCAGUGGGUGCACCGGGGCAACCGGACACACCAUGAAGUUUUGACCGACGGAAGUUUACUUCUUACAAACAUAGGCGUAGAUGAUGCGGGCCUGUACGAGUGUUCAGUGGAAAACGAGACGGCGUACGUCGACAGAGUCAACAUUACUGUGCGGACGGAGCCGCCACCGCUGGUGAAUGUGACAGUCCACGCGUCCACGAUCCUGGCGCUGAUCCUGUGGAACGUGGCCGGCGAUGGCGGCCAUCCUAUCAUAGACUUCACCGCACAGUAUCGCUCGGCUGCACCUGUUAACGGCAGCUUGGAGCCCUGGAGACCAAUCAGUCCCAACCACAUCAGUCCUAAUUCGCGCCAAGUAGACGUGUAUCACCUAGAUACGAACGCUUCGUACUGGUUCCGAGUGUGGGCCACCAAUGCUCUGGGGCCUGGCCCUCCGGUAGAGGUGCUUGCUACCACGCUGUACAGCGACCAGGAGGCUGAGCUGUACAAGCACUUCUUCAGCGGCGCCGAACAGUUCGACACGCGCACGUGGGUGGCGGCCGUGUGCGUGGUGAUGGGCACUCUGCUGGUGCUGGCGGCCGGCACGUGCGCCGUGCUGUGCCGCGAGUGGCGCCGACACGACUACUCCGACGAGCCCGACGUCAUGGAGCUGGUGCCCAACAUCAUCCUCAACCCUGGCUUCAUGGAGAUGGAGCCGCUGGGCCGCUCGUCACACAUCCGCGCGACCGGGUGUGUGGGGCCCGGGAAGCCGAGGCGCGUUUGAUUUUCGUCAAUACUUAACCUUAGGAUAUUCUAUCGCACCGACUCCGGCCUAUUGUCAUGAUCGUGGCCUCAUGACGGAACUGUGGUGGUCGAUAAAAGCGUUCGCGUUUGGACCAUUACCAAUUCUGAGAUGUGAAUACAAUACUGUAUGACCACUGUAGAGUGGCAGCUACUUUGUCAUAAAGUCAUUUGCAAUAUUAGAACAGUGAUCAAGCAUUCCAUGAUAGACUUUAGAAUGUCUAUGGAAAACUAGUAGAGUUAUAAAAGUAUGCCUCAUCGAAUGAAUUGGUAAACUACGCGCGUGCAAGUUCAACUAACUGCUUAGAAAACGCUUUCAUUCCAUCACAGGGUCUGUAACGCCAAAAUGUAUAUUUUGGAAGGAAAGGAGUCCGUUUUUGUGUCGCUUAACUUACCCCAGUGAUCAAAUAAUUCAACAUGUGUGUUCAAAAAAUCUGACAUACACCAGUGCAAUAAUGUCUAGUCAUUUGCGAUAUCAUGUCAUUUAAAAUGAGCGGAAACCAAAGAAAAUAAUAUUUUAAGCGAUUAUUAAAAACGACUCCAAAACGUAGGAUAAAGAUGGACAUAUCAAAUGCAUGAAUUUCGUUUCGUUAGCCGAUCGGAGCGAUAGGGUAGCCGGGUUAAUGUGCGCUCGAGUUUCUCACAAGUUGUGGCUAAGUAUACCUAUAUCCCUUGUAUAAUGCCCGUAGAUUCUAAUGUAUAUUUGUAAAUCUGCAUGUCAAUUAUAAAUGUAUAAAACCUCCGUGUACGUGUGACAGCUGUCAAACGCCAGUGGCGAGCUGUCAAAAUGGAAUGACAGUAUUUUAUCAUUCGCAGUAGAUUGUUUUAAUCUGUGAAAUGUAGUUUGAAUAGUAGUUCAACUUAUGAGAAACAGAGUCGCGUUUAAAGCAAAUAAUAAGCUUUUAACUAAUCACUGAGAGAGAUCAUUCUAGUUUUGUAAGCGUUUCGUGUUUAACCGUAGUGGUGGUUGCCGUAUACAAAAUAAGAAUUUGUAGUGUUCGCUAUAUAAUAUUGUACACAUUUGUUUCUAAGAACUGAUGCUUGCAUUUACUUUUUAUACAUUUACACAUAAUCGCCGUAAGUCUGACACGGACGCUUUAUUUUGUAAUUGUAUCUUAUGAGGGUGGUAACAUUUAACCGCGUAGUUCUAAUAAUUCAAAUAUAAUAAUACUCCAGAAAAAAUUGAAUCUCAUAAAAGUAUAUCAAUAAAUAUCGUUACUUCUCUCUUCAGCAGCUGUGUGCUACCAUUCUUAUAAAAUAUUCUCCUUUCUGGCAACCCCAAAAUCUGAUUAAAACUUUUUUAGAAAACAUAUUGCUUAACGUUCAAUAUUGUUAAUGUUGCUAGCUAUAGUGAUAGUAUAUUUUUAAUUAUAUAUAUUUUGCUAUAUUUUAGAUGAUAUUUUUAUAACGGGGAUCUCAUGUAUUUAAGACACUUAACAAUUUAAUAUAGAAAAAUGUCGGUUUAUUUUCAAAUUUUUGUGAUUUUAAACGCUGUGAUUAUUAUGUUUUUCUUAUAAUUGGUUGGUUUUUGUAAUUAAGAUAAUGGAUAAGUGUAUAUAUUUUGAUAUAUAUCGUAUGGAGACUGGUGCAAUGGUAUUGAGUAAUAUAGUUAGUAUAAUGUAGUGGCGUAACGUAAGCUUAUCGUGAGCUCGCCGUAGCGUAGCGACAGACACUGCUUUAUUGAAGGUUAUAUAAUAAAUGACAAUAUGGUAGUGGUUGUAUAUUAUCUGUGUUAUAUCCUGCGACACUUGAAGGCAAUGAUGCGAAAGACUGUUCCGCUUUGUGAGUAUAAACGGCAUCCUCUUAGCUGUCAGUUUGGCGUUUGGUGUUUGACAGCUGUCAAAAUUGGCGGUUGUUUUAUAUUCAAACGUAGAUUGAAAUCAGCGAAGAUGUCGAUUGUUCUCACAUAGAGGAAUUACAAACUGUCGUGAUGAACAAAUAAAUAAAAUUUACGUAAGAUCUUCACGUGCUCUCGCGACAGAAUAUAAAAUAAGUUGAUAUAUAACAUUGUUGUGUAAGUGUAGAGCUGUUUAUUUUUGUAUACGGCCUGUAUACAUAUCAGGGAGCCUUAGGAUGUACAGAGAUAUACAUAUUAUUAUAUAUUACGGUUUUUAACUUCCUUCCAAUCUGUGUACUUGCACGCUUAGACGCAGUUGAACCUCUUUUCGCUAAAUAUGUAAACUACCUAACUUAAAAUCGAUAAAAUACGUAGUAGAUAAAAUUGGUAUUAACAAAAAAUACGUAAGUAAACUUUAAAAUGUAUAAUCUUAAUGCAUAAAAUAAUAAAAAAGAAUUUUUAAACUUAACCAAUAUAAAUGUUGAGGUAUAUUCUAGAUAUAUUCCACUGCCAAGAAUUCUCCCUUAAAUUAAUUAAAUCCUAAGCGUGCAAGUAAUUUUCCUUUCUUCUAAGCUCAUUGCCUUUCUGUGUUCUCACUACCUUCCAUAACUGUUCUUGCACUCAAAUACAUAAAGAAUAUAUUAUAUAAUAACGAAAUAAUAGUAAAAAAUCUAUAUCGAAAGAAUAACUUAAGAAUGUUUGGAGAGAUUUCAGUAUAAACCUUUUUUUUAUAUAAGAUAUGUAUAUUUCGCAAUCAUCGUAUUAUGUUAUAUAUAAUUUUGUUAUUUAUUGUAUAUGUUAUUUUGUUUAUGUUGAGGUUGAUACUGAAAUCCCUUCAAUAACUAUUUAACGGAUAUUCCUACCGCGUUGUGCUCGCUUCAUAAACGAAUAGUGUUUAAGGAUUGGGGGCUCCGCAAUCACUACAUAUUUUUAGAAAGAAAAUAAUGUAUAUGGUUUUAGAGAGUGAUAAUCCCCGAAAAUAAAUCUUGAGUUCACUUUGAAUUCGAUUAUCUUAGGGCUCCCACACAAAACUGCGAUGCAGACUUCAGAAAAGUUUCGCUAAGUAGACAAUAGACAUCUUGGAAUCUUGGCUAACCACGCUGGUUAUAGUAGCAUCUUAGGUAUUAUUCUUUAAUGCAGCCUAUUUAUGUAGUCUCAAUGUGUGGGUUCGGAGCCCCAACAGUCGACUAUGUCCGUCUUGCGUAUCAAUGUGCUAUCGUGUCAAUUACGUGUAACUUGCAUCCGUUUGUGUUCGUCGUGUCUCGUGCUUGCACCCUCACACUUUAUUCUUAAAAAAUGUGCUCGUGCGACUGCGUUUGUAGUUCAAUCUACGGGUUCUUUUGUGUAACGCGUUUUCCAUACUUAAGUAUGUAAAAUGUAUAAAUAAUCUCUUUAUAAAUAUAGAUUAGUUUUAAAAUAAUUCAAUAUACUUGGCUUAUGUACGCCAAUUUUAUUGUUUUUCCAGGCUAAUCCAAUACCUAGAAUUAUUUUAUUUGACCACAGAGUUAAUCAUGAAUUAAUAAACAAACAUAUUAAAAAAUACCCCACAAAAUGCCUAAUAUUAAAUAUAAACUGUUUUAUCUUUGACCUAUUAGCUAGAACCACAAACCGCAGUUGUGACGAGUAUGCACCAUUCUACCUACCCAGCUCUUCCUUUCAAAGUAUAUUUAUUAACAAAUUCAUAUUUUUGUAUCGAAAAUUAAUUAUUUACAAUCGUAAAAUUGUGUUGUGAGUCAAAACGCAAGAAAUUUUAAUACGUACCUAAAUGUAACAUUGAUAUUGUCUUUCCUAGACCCGUCCUUUUGAGCAUAAAAUUUAAGAGAAAGCGCACAUUACCGAUUUGUCUUAAUAUUCUAACAAUAUUCGAAAACACCUUCAACUGGACAUUUAAAGAAAAGAAAAAAGUCUCUGUUCCUUUUUUUAAGUCGGUAAAAAAUUUAUAUAUUUUUUUUUAGGUAAUGUGUGCUCUAUCUCAUCUAAAUGUUAAUCUUUCUCUUCUACUUGAAUCUCAGUGUAUUCGCCAAUACAAUGACCAGAAUGUGUAACUACAUAGCAGCUUGUAGUUCAACGUUGUCUUUUAGAUAAACUGCAAACUGGUCUGUUUU